Molecule: messenger RNA, 2629 nt
Organism: Chanos chanos (milkfish)
Lineage: Eukaryota; Metazoa; Chordata; Actinopteri; Gonorynchiformes; Chanidae
Gene: txndc16
Product: thioredoxin domain containing 16
Exons: 19
Coding region: 1-2445 (814 amino acids)
Source: RefSeq, a predicted model, not a curated record
AUGAGUAUAAUUUGUGCUUUAGCACUUUUGUUGUGUGUAAAAUCAGACCCGUGCAUGAGUGCAAACACAUCUAAACUGAUAGAGCAUACAUAUGACAGUUUAACGGAAAAGAUGCCCUCUGGGAAAGUGUCUUUCAUUUACUUUGGAAGUCACGUUAAUCAAGCGAUUGAACUCUUCUUGGAGCAGCUGGAAUUAUCCGCGGAUGCCUUGGAAGAUUAUGGUAUCUCAGUUGCUAAGGUGAAUUGCUCAAGGGAGAAUGUUGAGAAGUUCUGUACAGGUGGAAAAGUCAUGAAAAAGGCAUAUUUGUUCAGAGGCUCUGAGGUCCUGAGGAGUUUUGACAUUGACACUGUAUUUGAUGUCAACGCCAUUGUUUCUCAUGUACUCUUCACUGUGCUCUUCAAUGAAGUACGUUAUGUGCACACGGUGACUGAUCUGCUCAAUGUGGAGAGAGCAGCAAAGGGAAAGAUAGACAUUGUGUUUGGACACAUUCAGGUGCUUGGUCUUCCAGAGCACAGGGCUUUGAUGGAAGCUGCAUUUGUGUACGGAACCAAGUAUCAAUUUGUUCUGACAACAGGGGGGCCUGUUCUCAAACAUGUGGGAGUUGAGGAACCCUCUUCGUUGCAGACAGGACUUUGGUUCUUGCACUGCAAAGAUAUAUCCAGCAGAUCUGAACCCUGUCCAUACACGGCCCUCAGAAAACCCCUCACCAUCGUUAACAUACACACCUUCCUCCAGCUGAUGGAAGCACCUUUGGUGACGGAAACGAGGCAGGACCCCCCUGACGUUGAUGUGAUCCACAGGCACCUGAACAUACCAGUGCUCUUCCUGUUUUCUCAAACCCUCACUCAGGACUUGGACAGGGCUACGGCUGAGUCUCUAGCCUGGAGGCUUCGUGGAGAAGCAGGAGUAGUACUUAUCCACAGGGAAAGCCCUGAUGUGAAGACUUCUUUGCAGUAUAAUGCUGCUUACCAGCUCGCGGAAGAGGUUUUGAAAUAUUUCACUCUAAAGAGCAUAGAUGAGGCUGUCAAGCUUUUCAGAGAGAAAAUAUUACAAGAAGAAGAAGAGAUUGAGGAGGAAGAGGAGGAGGAUGCUGAGGAACAGUCCGUAGCCUUAGACGCACUGGAUGAUGAAGUAGCGGAGUCUGUGUACAGGGACAGAGAUCUAAUGCUCGACCUGGAGCCAAUCAGAGAGCUCACCUCUGACACCUUCAACAGUGCAGUGACGCAAAACGGCCUAACGGUGGUGCUGUUCUACUUGAAAUGGGAUGCAGUGUCCAUGGCCUUUAUCCAGUCAUGUGCGGAGGUCUCUGAUGCGCUUGAGGAUGUAAGUGAUAUUGAGCUGGCCUCAGUAGAUUGCGGUGAGUGGACGGAUCUCUGCGGCGAUCAGAAGAUCACCUCUUUUCCCGCCGUUGUGAUCUACAGGCCCGGGGACCCCGCCGUAACGUACAGGGGCAUGCUGGGGGCCGAGAGCCUGCACCGCUUCCUGCUGUUGAGCCAGGUCUCCAGCCCUCUCUCUCUGUCCUCCCAUUCAGACCUCCUGUCAUUUAUGGAGGGGGAGAUUUACGACAAGCACUCAUCACUCUCCCCUGUCAGGGUGCUGGGUCUUUUCCGCUCUGCACAGGACCCAGGUAUAACUGUGUUUGUGGAAGCUUCUAGAAUCCUCAGAGGAGAGGUACUUAUGGGGAUUUUUACAAAUGAAGAAGCAGAGAAAUGGGUUGUGGAGCACUCUGUAAAGCUGCCUGCUAUGUUGGUGUCUAGAGGUCCGGGGAUUCAACGUGAAGCCUAUUCUCUGAACUUCCCCUCCCCUGAGAGACUGGUCACACACAUUCAGCAUGUCCUCUCGGAUCCGUUUCCUGAGCUAACAAUAGAGAAUCUGCCCUGGUAUUUGGAGCGUGGGAAGCCCUUGUUGCUACUGUUUGUUGGGGGAGAUGAGAACUCAGGGAACGCUGGCUGUCUGAGAGAGAUCGGAAAUUUGUUAAAAACGGGCCAGUUGGAGUCCUACGUGCCAUGCUGGAUACAUCUGGGUAGAACGCCUGCAGGGAGCUCUGUUUUAGAGACCUACCUCGGAGUGGUUCCCCCUCUACCUGCUCUGGUUCUGUCUCGGCUGGGCGCUGACGGAGAGGUGUUUCAUUUUCCUCCGGAGCGCCCCCUGCUGGCCGACACCAUCCUGCAGUGGCUGCGCGAAGUGGAGAAUGGCAGGGAGCAGCCUGCAGGUAUGAUUCCAAAUGAGGAAUUGAGGCCCUCUGUGGGCUUCUAUGACUUCUUGGCCAUAAUGGAUCGGGAAGUACCAGGGUACGCGGCUCAGAGGAUCCCCAGAGGGAAGUCGGGGGCCAGGGAAGGGCGAAAGCUUCAGCCGCAGCAGGAAGAGCAAAGGGGCGCUCAUGAAGGACAAGCUCCAGGUGCCUCACUGAGCCCUGGAACACCUCAUCAGCAUUCUGAACUCUGAGCGCUUAAAUUAAACCAACAUUCCAGAAAAGAGAGAAAGCGGCUUCAGCCCACACUUGGACUCUGAGUGAAGGCACAUAAGCCUUCUCAUCCUAUAUGGCUAACCUGAGAUAAAUGUGUCGUGCUUUUGUUGUGUUCCUGUUUACAUUUCUUCUGAUUUUAUUCUGAUUUGAUUUCAUAACCCA